AAAAAAAAAAGAGAGAAAUGUCUUCGGUUGAUUCUCGAAGUGGUUUCUGCGAUUCGAACUCAACUUUCUACAGCCAACGAACUCCAAUCCCUCUCCCACCGAAUCCAUCUCUCGACGUCACAACUUUCAUAUCUUCCCAAGCCCAUCGCGGCCGCACCGCCUUCAUCGACGCCUCCACGGGUAAAAGCCUCACCUUCACCGAGCUAUGGCGCGCCGUGGAGUCCGUCGCCGACUGUCUCUCCGACAUGGGGAUCCGCAAGGGCCACGUCGUCCUCCUACUCUCCCCUAACUCCAUCCUCUUCCCCGUCGUCUGCCUCUCCGUGAUGUCCCUCGGCGCCGUCAUCACCACCACUAACCCUCUCAACACCGCCGCCGAGAUCGCUAAACAGGUCAAAGACUCCAACCCCGUCCUCGCCUUCACCACCUCGCAGCUCCUCCCCAAAAUCGCCGCCGCGGCGUCGCUCCCGAUCGUGCUCAUGGACGAGGAGCGAGUUGACUCGGAGGUGAAGAGGUUAGUGGAGAUGAUGAGGAGGGAGCCGAGUGGGAGGAGACGAGUUUUCGAGCGAGUUGAUCAAGACGACACGGCGACUCUGCUCUACUCUUCCGGGACCACGGGGAUGAGCAAAGGAGUUGUCUCUUCUCACCGUAACUUGAUCGCGAUGGUGCAGACAAUAGUGAACCGGUUCGGAUCCGACAACGUGUCUCAGGGAGAGCAGAGAUUCAUCUGCACUGUCCCUAUGUUCCACAUCUACGGGUUAGCAGCGUUCGCCACGGGGCUGCUCGCUUACGGCUCCACGAUCGUGGUUCUCUCCAAGUUCGAGAUGCAUGAGAUGUUGUCGGCGAUAGGGAAGUACCGAGCGACGUAUCUUCCUCUCGUGCCACCGAUUCUUGUGGCUAUGGUCAAUGGGGCGGAGCAGAUUAAUGCCAAGUAUGAUCUGAGCUCUUUGCAUACGGUUUUGUGUGGAGGAGCGCCGUUGAGUAAGGAAGUGACGGAGGGGUUUAUGGAGAAGUAUCCGACGGUUAAGAUCUUGCAAGGGUAUGGGUUGACUGAGUCAACGGGUAUAGGAGCCUCUACGGAUACUGUUGAGGAGAGUAGGAGGUACGGUACGGCGGGGAGAUUGUCGGCGAGUAUGGAGGGGAGGAUUGUUGAUCCGGUUACGGGUAAGGUUCUUGGACCGAAAUGUACCGGUGAGCUUUGGCUUAAGGGUCCUUCUAUAAUGAAAGGUUAUUUCAGUAAUGAGGAAGCUACGAGCUCUACUCUUGAUUCUGAAGGAUGGUUAAGGACUGGAGAUCUCUGCUAUAUUGAUGAAGAUGGAUUCAUAUUUGUGGUUGAUCGGUUAAAGGAACUCAUUAAGUACAAAGGCUACCAGGUUCCUCCAGCUGAGCUAGAGGCUUUGUUGCUCACUCAUCCUGAAAUCUCUGAUGCUGCAGUUAUCCCGUUUCCGGACAGAGAAGUAGGGCAGUUUCCGAUGGCGUAUGUUGUAAGGAAAACAGGAAGCUUGUUAUCAGAGAAGUCAGUGAUGGAGUUUGUAGCAAAACAAGUGGCUCCGUACAAGAGGGUACGAAAGGUGGCUUUCGUGUCAUCCAUACCAAAAAAUCCAUCAGGAAAGAUUCUGCGCAAGGAUCUCAUCAAACUCUCAACUUCCAACUCCAAGCUUUGAAUGCUGUGAGCCAAUCUCCUUGCAUUACUGUUACUUGUGUUGUAGUAACUCUUGUCAGUUCUGUGAUUUAUAUUACCCUGAGGUCUCAAACACACAGAAGAUGAUUUACACAUAAAUAAUAUGGAGAAUAAUGUUGUUUAUUUUAAAUAUAGAGCCUACUUUCAAACCAUGUUUAUCAUUAAAUACUAGACUACACCUAAUAGUGUUGCCUGAUUCAUUGUCAGGGAAUUCUUGGUUUUAUUCUGGC
Molecule: messenger RNA, 1908 nt
Organism: Eruca vesicaria subsp. sativa (arugula)
Lineage: Eukaryota; Viridiplantae; Streptophyta; Magnoliopsida; Brassicales; Brassicaceae
Source: the annotation of a GenBank genome assembly